Molecule: messenger RNA, 2481 nt
Organism: Plenodomus lingam JN3
Lineage: Eukaryota; Fungi; Ascomycota; Dothideomycetes; Pleosporales; Leptosphaeriaceae
Source: RefSeq, a predicted model, not a curated record
AUGCCCCGGUCCCGGCCCCCCUAUCCCCCAUCACAAAAACCUCAAUGCUGGGGCUCUGCUGACUGCCUGCCCUUUCUGUUGUUACAAGACAACAACCACGACCUGCCUGCCACCACCAACACGACCACCACGCUCAGCUCCUUCCCUCACACCCAACACGAAACCACCACCACCGCCGCCGCUGCCAUCACUAGCACUAGCACUAGCAUCACCAUCAUCAUCAUCAUCAUCAUCACCACGUCCUCCACGUCCACGCCCCCGCCCACAGCCACGCCAAUGACGGCCGUCGCUCCCCCAGUCAAUUUCCAGAACAUCAAUCGCCAGGCAUGGACCGCUGAGGGCGUGCCCAACGGUGCUGCCAUCUUCAUGCCCCGUAGCGCAAAACGGUCCAACUCGUCUUCAUCUCUCUCGUCACAGGCAUCGAGCACGUCCACCCUAUCGGCCUCGUCAUCUCAGACCACCGCUUCCGCGCCGCCAAACAGCGCCGAAGCAGCCGCCUGGGCUGCACGCAAAACAAAAACACCAAAGGGACUAUGGCCGGCCACCAAAACUGAGCCCAUUGCCGGAAUCACGACUGCACGCCCCCAGCCCGUGGCUUCUGCAAGCACCGGCUCCUCGGCAGCUUCCGCCAUGAGCGCCCUGCAGGCCCCUUCGGCCAUGGUGCCCUCCCAACACAAUGGCCCUGUCCCCGCGCAGCAGCAGAACGGGGCGCCACGCCAACAGGCACAAGAGAGUGCAGCCGUCCUGCAUCUGGUCCCCAUGAACGGCACUUUUGAACGCAAGACCAUCACCGUCCCCUUCUUCCCCGAUGUCCUUCGCAUCGGCCGCCAAACCAACAACAAGACAAUACCUACCCCCCUCAACGGCUAUUUCGACUCCAAGGUUCUCUCCAGGCAACAUGCUGAAGUAUGGGCAGACCGAAAUGGCAAGAUCUGGAUACGAGACGUCAAGUCGUCCAACGGGACCUUCGUCAACGGAGCGCGACUCUCCCAGGAAAACCGAGACUCGGACCCACACGAACUCCGGGAACAAGACAUGCUCGAGCUGGGUAUCGACAUUGUGAGUGAGGACCAAAAAACCAUCGUACACCACAAGGUCGCCGCUCGCGUCGAGCAUGCCGGCAUCUAUGCUCGGACAAGCAACGACAUGAUGGACCUCAACUUUGGCGAGCUAGAAGGACCCCAGCUAGCAAACAUGAUGGGCCCAGGUGGACAACAACAAAUGGCCAACAUGCGUGGUCGUACUGCUAGUCAAGGCUCGAUCAACGGCCAGCGCCUGCAAGGCCCAGGCGCUGCUCCGAAUUACCCCAACGCUAUGCAACAACCACGGCAUCCCAACUUCUGGUUACAGCCCGUCACUAUGGAACAGGUCGUGAAGAAGCUCAAUGCCGAAAUCAAAGCCGCAAAGCAGCAGUCACAGGAGCUCCAGCAGACGCAUCAAUACAUAAACAACAUACUGGCUGCAGAUCCAAAGAAGGACGGCUUAAAAGCCUCGCCCGUCAAUCCUAUCAGAAUAUCACCCAUCAAGGAUAUCAAUAUGAAGGCUAGAUUCUCAGACCCUCCUGCACCCCCACCACAACAGCCUCUACCAGAGAAGCCUGAUGCUGCAACUUCCCUGAGAAGGUCGGAUACCGAACGUGCGAAGACUGGAUCUCCAGUUCGAUCCGAUGCCCAGCUGUCUUCACUCAACGAGGCUCUCGCCAGUGCCAAGAAGGAAAUUGAAACACAGGGCAUGCGUCUUCGCGAUCUGGAGAGCCUUUUGAAUGAGGAGCGUCGGGCAAGAGAAGAAGCUGAAGAGCGUGCUAGCCGUUUGGAGCGGGAGUCAUCAAAAGAGCAGACUGAAACGGCGGAGGCGCUUGCUAAUGGAAAUGCCGACAAGACCGAUACAGAAGACGAGCAGGAAAAGACAUCAGAGCCACAGAAGGAUGUCGCAUCACCUACCGAUACCGAGGACGCCACAGCUCGAUUGCAGCAGCGUCUGGACCUUAUGUUGACUGAAAUGAACGAAAUGAAGCAGCAGAUGGAGCGGUACCGCGAGCGAGCAGAAACGGCAGAGGCCGACCGGCAAUCAUUGGCAGAUAUGAUUGAAGCGAUCAGAAAUGAUAAUGCCAGGUCGGCAAGCAAGGAAGCUCGACGGAGGAGGCGAAGUGACAGCGAGCGCGCACGGGCACGAACGGCUGUUGGCACAGACGGCUCCGAGGAUGACGAGACCGAAGAAGGCGAGAUCACGAUUAUAAGAGAGGGGGAUGGCCCGGAGGAUGGCCCGGAGGCCCCACCCCCAGCAGCCACGACACAGAAUGGCCAUGCGGCAGAGCAAAACGGCACCAAUCACGCUUCCAAGGCUCCUAUUGGCUUAGUGACACAGCGAUCCAACCAUAACCUGUUGUACCACGGAGGCCCCGUGGGUGCCAUCGUUACCGUUGUUGCUAUCGGAGUUGCUGUUAUGGCGAUGCUGAAUCAGUAUCCCAAGACUGAUCGUUGA